CUAAAUCCCAAUAUAAAUCAGUCAGCAUAUCCAACCAAGAACGCUUCUCUCCGCAUCUGAUCCAAGACAUUCUCCCCUUUUGCAUUUAUUCACCCAAAUCGACCAUUCAUUAGAUGGGCCAUCUCAAGGCCUCCAUCUUAUUCUACUUCUCCUUCAUUCUUCUAGUACAUAAGCAAGUACCACCAUUCAUUGCAACUGCCAGUAUCCUCAAUUCAACCACAACCAAGCAUCAUCACAAGUGGGUCGGGCCCAUUGGCUGCCGUGUAAUCACUGUCGACAGCCACGGCUUCGGUGACUUCCUAUACGUCCAAGCAGCCAUUGAAUCAGUCGCAGAGAACAACAGAGAAAAUGUCAUUAUUCAGAUCAACGCCGGAUGUUACUUAGAGAAGGUUGUGAUUCCUCCGACGAAGCCGUACAUUACAUUCCAGGGGGCCGGGAGGGAUGUGACGGUGAUCGAGUGGCAUGACCGGGCCAGCGAUCGUGGGCCAAACGGACAACAGCUACGCACUUAUAACACGGCUUCUGUUACUGUUUUUGCUAAUUAUUUCACCGCUAGAAAUAUUAGUUUCAAGAACACAGCUCCAGCACCGAUGCCCGGCGUGGAAGGAUCACAAGCAGCUGCAUUCCGUAUCUCCGGCGACAAGGCCUACUUCUCCGGCUGCGGCUUCUACGGUGCUCAGGACACUCUCUGCGACGACGCUGGACGCCAUUACUUCAAGGAGUGCUACAUUGAAGGGUCUAUAGACUUCAUAUUCGGCAACGGAAGGUCCAUGUACAAAGAUUGCGAGCUACACUCGAUCGCGACGACGUUCGGUUCCAUCGCGGCGCAGGAUAGGAGAUCUCCUUACCAGAAGACGGGCUUCGCUUUCUUGCACUGUAGGGUGACGGGGACAGGCCCGCUCUACGUGGGGCGAGCGAUGGGCCAGUACUCAAGGAUCGUCUACUCUUACACGUACUUUGAUGACGUGGUGGCCCCUGGUGGAUGGGAUGACUGGGACCACACCAGCAACAAGAAUAAGACGGUGUUUUUCGGGGUAUACAAGUGUGAGGGCCCAGGAGCUGCUGCGGUGCGGGGCGUGUCAUGGGCCAGAGAGCUCGACUUUGAGACUGCACAUCCAUUCCUAGCCAAGAGUUUCGUCAAUGGACGGCAUUGGAUUGCACCAUCAGAUGCUUGAUAAAUCACUCCACUUGCACAUUCACAAAUUCAUUGAUUUAUUAUUAUUUAUGUAUGUAGGAUUCCCGGAAAUUUCUAUUCAUAACCUUGCCUCAUUGGCCAUUAUUUUUCAUUUAUACUUGUAUCAUUAAAUUGUUAUUUAUUGAAUUCUUGUGUGAAAUUUGUGGAA
Messenger RNA from Magnolia sinica, 1343 nucleotides. RefSeq names its product probable pectinesterase 68. Gene Ontology annotation, molecular function: pectinesterase activity. Bases 114 to 1175 code for a protein of 353 amino acids. The record is from RefSeq and is a predicted model, not a curated record. The transcript is spliced from 5 exons. Gene Ontology annotation, biological process: cell wall modification. NCBI's taxonomy places the organism in Eukaryota, Viridiplantae, Streptophyta, Magnoliopsida, Magnoliales, Magnoliaceae.